CAGGUAUGCUUCUACAGAAUGAAAUGGAACAGUCCGCACUCUCACCUCAGAUGAUAAAACAGAAGCUAUGCAUGGACUGAUAAUGGUGGAUUGUGUACCACAGAAAACACUUUCUCUUGCCUAAGGUCAUCUUAUAAUGGACCAUGGCACACCUUGGAAGUGCGUCUGUUUGGGUUUUUCUGACCUUGCUAAACAGCAUAGACUCAAUGGAGGACUGCACAAACAACACAGAUUUUCCAUCUAAAGUCAACUUCACUCAGAUUCCAGAGCAGCACGCUGACAAGUUUGUAGGUUCACUGGAGCCUUUGUACAAUUUUGCAAGGCUCUUUUUGGAGGCAGUUCAGCCAAACAAAUUUCCCUUAGAGCUUGCCAUUAAUGUUUCAAGAAAUGAACAGCUGAACAGGUCUUCGCUUGUGGAAUAUGAGGCAGGUUAUGUGGUCUGUGUCAUACUUGCCAUCCUCUAUGUUCUCAUAACGGCAGUUUGGGGUGGAGUGCUUGCUUGGAACUAUUUCCGUCAGAAAAAGCAUCCGCCAAAUAAUCCCACAACAUCAUCCUCAACAUGGCGCUACAUGGACAUCACUGUGGCAACAUGCCUCGCAAUAAUUGCCAUUUUAUUGUUGACUGGUGUAAUUCUGGCCUUCACGACGAACAACAAGGUGCGUGAAAACAUGAGACCGAGCUUGCAUCAGCUCAGGAUUGAUCUAAAAAAGGCUGAUGACACGUUCAAGGUUAUCCCAGAGAAUAUGAAAAGAGCUAUUGAUGAAUUUUCCAUUCCCCAAAGAGAGAUCACAAAGGUAUUAAAUGAAGCGGGAAAUGUAAUUGGUGAAACUCUCAUCUCAAUAUUCAGCAGAGAUGUUCAUGAUGCUCUAUCAGCACUAUCGGUAUCAAUUCAAGAUGUCAGCGGGGCCCUAACCAACCUGGAGGAGAUGGAAAUUAAAAGAAAAGACCUACAGGCUCGCCAUGUAGACCUUCAACAAGGCCUGCAAGCCAUCCAGUCUCAAAUUCAGAAUAUUAAUUGUCCAACCUGUAAUGUCCCAGAUGCUAGCAACCUGGAAACAGUGGCUAACUACAGCCAGAUUCCAAGUGUGCAAGAAGAACUUGACGACCUGAAUGAUCUCUCCCGUAUACUAGCAAAAGAUAUUGUGAGAGAGGGAAAUGCGUCCUUCUAUUCUACUCCACAAAUAUGUAGCAGACAGCUAGAGCCUACAAUAGCAGAAAUUGUUGAAGACCUGGAGGAAUCUAAGGAGUAUUUGAGAAAUUGUAGUCGUCGGAUUCCCACUUUGAAAUCUGUCUCGAAUUCAGUGUCAAGUGUCAGGCGAGCUGUGAAUCAGGCCUCGAAAUAUGUGGAUUACUAUGAUUAUGUCAGGUGGGCAGUGGCCGUUGUGUUCUGCACUCUCAUUUUGAUCAUAGUGAUUCUGAUGAUCAUCGCACUUUGCCUUGGAUUGCCAAUAGAAUAUUCUCCAACCCUCUACUCCUCCUUCACCAAAGAUCGAUUUAACCGCACAGCUGUCUACCUUCUCAGAAGUGCCACUGUGAUGACCUUUGUCUUCUCCUGGCUGUUCAUCAUCCUAGUGUUUAUCACCCUGUUCAUUGGUGGGAAUGCUCACACCCUUGGAUGCCGAAGCUGGAAAAGAGGGGAACUUUUUGAGUUCUUUGACCAGAGCGGGGAGCUCAUCAUCCGAGGCAACAACACAUCCAAUGAAAUGAACUCCACUCAACUCACUAACGCCACCCAAGCUUUUAAUACCAGCCAGGAACUCAACAACACUCAAGUGAUCCGUGUCAAGACUUCCGUGAUGUACCAAGGCUGCAUGAAAGGAGAGUCUCUUUACUACAGCAUGCGAAUGAAUGAAGUUUUCAACAUGGAUGCAUUCCUAGACGCCGGCAGGUACCUAGGGGUAUUUAAUCAAAGCUUCCAAAACCUGAAUGUUAACCUCGAUGGUGUCACUCUUCUUCCUCGAGAAGGCAGACAGGCCUUGAUCAAGUUCAAGAGCAGCACACUGGAUCAGGUUGAUUAUGCUGCACUUCUAGACCUGCUGAGUCAACCUGUGGUGAGAACUGACCUCAAUGUUUUUGCUGAUCAACUGGAUGAGUCUGCACAACUACAAGAAAAUGCAGCAGUUAAGGAGGACUUGGAGAAGAUCGCAAAGAUGACAAGAAAUCUAACUGAACUUGUCGCACAUCAGGAAUCAGAUGCAAAAGCAAUGACUAUCAGUGUCAACGCUGUGAGUGAGAUCAGUCAGCAUUAUAAGGAUAAUGCAGAUCGGGCCCUGAAUAGCACCACCAAGACAGAUGAAGCAAUACACUUACAGACUCCAUACACUGUGGGAAAUGUGUCACAGUGUGUGCUGAAGAAAGGAGAGCUUUAUCUUUUAAACUACCUUGCUUGGGUUCGCAAUGCGGUCAUAAAUGAGAUUUUGGAUUGUAAAUGGCUUCCUGUGACAGUAGACAAUAUCUACAGAGCAGCAUGUGUCAGUGUAAUUGAUCCUUGGAAUGCAUUCUGGCUGUGUUUAGGUUGGUGUUGUGCAUUCUUGGUCCUUGGGGUAAUUCUCAGUAUUCACACGGCCAGACACUGGCAAGCUGUGCCCAAGUCCCUCAGCACUGUCACUUUGAGGGAUUUGGAUGAUUUCAUGGAUUAUAGCCAUGAAAUUACGAAACCUGACAAUGGGCUAAAGGAGACUAAAGACUACAGUGAACCUGGCACGGGCAUGAAGCAUACUGAGGACUUUUACAGUGAAUAUGGCAGUGAUGACGACUAUAAAGGCAAAGAAUGUGAAGACUCUUAAAUGCUGUAUUGAGUUUUGUCUGGAAUCAGCUCAGUUGUCUAGAACGUUUGAUCUAUUGUCUAGAUAGACUAGAUUAUUAUCUGAAGGUUAUGUGUUGUUUGUUAGUUUCCUCUGGUGUUGAAAUAUUAUACAAAUAAUCUAAAUAAAGGGAAUUUAAAUUAAAUCUAUAGUAUAAGUUUUACUGUCAGUAAGUUUAACAAACAUGAUAGUGACACUGUGAACAACAUACAAUUGUUUCCAUACUGUGAACAAAGAUUAACAAUAAAGUAAGUACAAACUUUAAAA
Sardina pilchardus (European sardine) is the source of this 3071-nucleotide messenger RNA. Its product is annotated as prominin-2-like. Gene Ontology annotation, molecular function: cholesterol binding. The transcript is spliced from 24 exons. The record is from RefSeq and is a predicted model, not a curated record. Gene Ontology annotation, cellular component: cell surface; plasma membrane; prominosome. The coding region runs from base 144 to 2786 and encodes 880 amino acids. Lineage: Eukaryota; Metazoa; Chordata; Actinopteri; Clupeiformes; Clupeidae.